UACACGGGUACAUAAAACACAAUAACUAAUCUGAAAACUUUAAUUUUUAGGGAAAUAUUUCGAGAACCAAUACCAGCAUAACUCUACCACAUUGUAACGGUAGCGGCUUUAAACAAAGUACAGGGAUGAUUGAAAAGGAAGAAAUGAAAUAUAAUGAUGUAAGUAUAAUACUACAGAAUGUGCGAUAGGCUGUAAAACAACUGUACUUCCUGGUUGUUAUCAAACAUUUGAUUCGUCGGACUGAUAAACCUUUGCACCAUAAUUAUGACGUCAUGGUGUAUAUAUGAGUUUUGGCAUGCUCGAAUAAUCAGCUCUGCCAUCAGAUUGCAUUCAAUGAGUACGAUAUAUUUGCCUGUGUGGUAGACGACUAACCUCAUGGAGAAAUGUACUCUUACAAGCGUUUUACAAACUCUGGUAUACCCUACCACUAUUAGGAUUGUUAAGGGGGACCUCACGUCCGAGGAAGGUAAAUAUUUCCCGGACAAACGAAAUAAUGUCCUCACUUUAUAUGGACGCGGACUUAGGAUUUAUGUACCCCCUGCCGCCAAUGCUGACCUGAGACUCAGAUGUAAGGACUCGGAUACUUCAGACCGAACGAGGCGGAAAUCAGCUGAUGCUGAUGAUGGAGAAGAGUAUACUAACACAGAAAACCUAUUCACUAACAACAUAUUUGUGUCCGAUAAAACAGACUUAAAAGAUAACCAUUUCGCAGGCAAGGUUUAUAGAAAUGUUGCAGACAUUCUGAGUGAUAUGCCGGCAUCAGUGAAAGCUAAUAGGCCCCUCUUCGGAUGCGGUGAGGGUAAUCAUAUUCGGAUGAUUUCUGAAGGUGAGGUGCUACAGAUCGACCGGUACAAAGAUGGAGCAACUAAGAACAUCCUGACCGGCUCUGUAAAUGGUGAACGUGUUUCCAUACAAUUAUCAAAUGGAUCCGUCGACGUCACUGCCCUGCCAGAUCCCAAAGCAGAUAACACUGUGAUAACUGCUGGUGAUGUAAUGGAUUUCUAUCGACCAAAGGAAAUGGUAUUUGAGGAUGAAGAUAUACAUCAGACAUAUGAAAUAGAGGUAGGGCUUAAUGUGUUACCGCUAAACGAGAAACCGUUACUUUGUGUGUGUUGUUCGGACGGAUACAGCAGCGAUCGAAUCGAGAAUCUUGACAAUGACAUGCUGAGUAUACAGAACGUUUGGUGCCUGAACGUUAGGGAGGACGUAAUGAGUGGAGUUAUUGUACAGGUCAUCAAUACAGAUAAGGACUCGUCCUUCAAAGCUGUGUUUGGCAAACACGUGGGAAGGGAUCCUGAUGAUUUCAGCUUAUACAAUCUGUACGGCAAACACUUGUCACCCGACUACAUGGAACCUAUACCUCGCCGAGAUCCUGGGGUCCAACCGCCCAUUUUACCAUUUCGGCGAUCUAAAAAGACAAGUGAAACAUUACAACGCCUUCCCAUGGCACCAUUACCGCCAAUACAUGUAUGUGAUGGACCUCAUCAUCAACCUUCUCCGUCUGCAAAGGGCAAACAACAGUCUUCGUCACCGAUCUUCACAGAAAUGACUAUUAAGGACGAAGGAACAUUUCCAGAAGAUGCACCACAUCCACACAAACAAAAACCAAUGGCAGUCACAUCAGAAAACUACGUCAACAUUGAGGAAAAUGAGCCAACAGCGGCCCCACCUGUUUCACAUAAUGCACCAUCAGCCGUAUCGACGAAUUGUAAAGACGAUCCAAACUCAACUGAUGAAUUCAAGAUGUUGAAGCACGAUACAAUAAAGAUAGACAAUAUGACAAUAUCGGAACUUGUAGAGAUGUUCCGGUUUUACAAACUUGACCACAUGGCUGAUGUCUGCAUGGAACAUAUGGUUGAUGGUGUGACAUUGUUAGAGUUAGAUGAACAGGAUCUUAAAUGCGAACCAUUUUGCCUCAAGGGGUUAGCCUUAAAACGGGUUCUGUUACUCAAGCAAGGGCACCGACCGAAAUGAUGUCAAUGACAUUAUUUGAAGAGUACAAACUGCUGGUGUUCAUUGACGGAGCCUAAAACGCACUUGGACUGGUACUGUGAUAUCCACACAUUAAAUGAAGCAAAUCCAAAUAAAUUCAGCGAAAACAUAGAAUACAUAGAAUACAUAUAUGAUCCAAUACUAAACUGAAUUAAGUCUUCAUGUUCCGUCUUCAGCGUAAUUUAUCAAUCUGCGUAUGAUGUAUGAUAACCUUAUCAAAAAUGAUAUUCCUAAGUAUCACUCCCUCUCUGGUACCAGACAGUGACAUACAUAUGCGUCUAAGCAUUGUACAUGAUGCACCCUGUGUGACACUCCGCAAAUACGAAGAAAAACAUUUUGCCAACUCUGGUGUCGGUAUAUUGGACUAUGAGGGAUACCGUGUCAUUGUGUCACCGAUAUAAGAUUUCAAAGAACUGCCACUGUAAAGCGGUCACUAUGGUUAUCCAAUUUAAGUCGACAUCAUUAAAUGAUUUAAUUGUGUUAGUAGGACGUUAAACAUUUACAACAUACCUCAGUGGUACUGACAGAAGUAACCAUAGUGGACAUCCUAUCUACCAUUUUGUCUCUUUUAUCUCCAACUAACCUAGUGUCUCAUUGGAAUUUCGGGCAUUAUUACCGCUUUUUAUGUAAAAGGUGUUUCGUUUUUUAUUGAUGGUAACAAUGUCUCUGUUACAUACAUCUGUGAAAUAUACAUGUACAUUGCGAUAUGUCUGGUACUAAGAUAGACUUUCGGUAACACUGCUAACUAUGUAAAGCAUAUGACAUAGUAAAAUGUCCGUUGUAUGUCAGUUUGGACAUGUACAUCUAUAAUGUAAAUUGACGUUUCACCAUUAGAAUUACAAAUUUCAACCCAGACUUUGUCAUAUUUGAUCUAUGUAUAUUAAGUAUGCCACGCUUUGUAGAGUUAUCAUCAUUUGUUUAGAGAUUUACCUAAGAUGGACAACUUUAUACUGUCGUUUUCAUCAUUUAUUUUUAACCCACCACUUAUAUGAUCAUAUGCCUAUCUUGCAGCAAACUUGUACAAUUUGUAUUGUCAAGAAAGCAUAACAUAUAUUCUCAUAUUGUUAGAGAUGCCUAAUUAUGAGGCCCCCUGAAAAAUCUGGUACUUUCCUCCGUGUCGUCUAUAAAGGGGACAUUAAAGAGACCAAAACAGAUCUGCAGACCCACCAUUGCAACACUCGGGAUCUUAAAUCUUUCCCCACUACUCAGUCUUUCUUUUUAUUUCUUAAAUGAUUUCCCCACUACUCAUUUUUUCUUAUUUUUUCUUAAAUGAUUUCCCCACUACUCAAUCUUUCUGUCUUUCUAUAGGUGCCGCCUUUGCACCCAUCCUCAUAGGACCAUGGCUGUUAAACACCUAAAUAUAAACAAAACCUAGUAAACUGCUGACAACACGGAUUAUAAUCAAAUAAAUUAACAAUCAAGCGUGAGCCUAGCCUGGUAUUACUCACACACACAAUAUUCAACCUUGUGCCCACAGGGGAUGACAUACAGUUAUUGUUUUAGAACAAGACUCUUUAUGUUCAAAAUCAAUUUUAAAGAUCAUUCUCAUUUUCAACAUUUUUUUUUUUAAUUACCUAAGAAGAUAACAACACCUGUGAUUACAACGUGUGUGAAGCUUUGGUUUGUUUUUGUUAAACGUCCUAUCAACAGCCAGGGUCAUUUAAGGACGUGCUAGGUUUUGAAGUUGGAGGAAAGCCGGAGUACCCGGAGAAAAAACCACCGGCCUACGGUCAGUACCUGGCAACUGCCCCACGUAGGUUUCGAACUCGCAACCCAGUGGUGGAGGGCUAGUGUUAAAGUGUCGGGACACCUUAACCACUCGGCCACCGCACAAUGUAUAUAAGGACAGACGUUUGUUGUUAAGUUUACUGGUUUUUUUUUUUUUUUCAAUUGCUUCUAACGACCUUGUAUGCAUUAUGUAUGCCAAUGCAGGUCAACUCACGGAUACAAUCACUUAGUGUAAAAUGACAACAUAUCAAUUUUGAUUCUGAUGUGUAUUUUCUGUGUUGCAGAUUAUUUUUCCGUGUAAUAUACCAGGCAAGCUAAGAUGAUUCAUAUGUUAAACACCACUUACUAAAAUGUAAUCGCCGUUUGUCACUUACACAUAUUGCUCACCGAUUGACACGUCGCGUGAUAUCCAUGUGAUAUAGAAGUGAAACCGCGAGGUAGAUUUAAACAAGGCCUUUCGCUAGUCUGUUUCAAAAUCAAUGUACAAUUGAUAUAUGCAUGUUACGUAAAGCAAUACGUUUAUGUACACUAAUCUGCUUGUGGAGACUUACAAUCCAGAAGAAAUUAUUGGUUCAGCUGAUCAUAUGAUUUUUUAUAUAUAUUUGUUUGUAAAAGCACGGAUAAUAUGAGCAUGCUAUUUCUAUAGAUAACAAUCCGAGGAACGUUUUAUUUUCUAGCUUUUUUAGGGUUCCACAAUAUAUUUGAAGAAUGUUAUUUAAUACUGUAAGUAUGAAUGUUUACCUUUUUUAUUUAGCGAAAAACGACAUGAAGAUGUGACGUUAUCAUAACAUUCUGAUAUUACGGGGUUAUUCAUGUUUCAGUUGAACGCCGUUAUCAACAUAUUCCACGAACAAAAGUGAUGCAUCCUUAUCAUGCGUACAAAAACCACUAAUAAAAUAUGUAUUUGGUUAUUGAAGCAAAGUGUGCAUUCCGGAGGUAUUUUUUUACUCUAUAGAGGUUGUAUAUCUUUGUUUUAUCUGUACUUAAUAACUGACCCAAAUGUGAAUUACCGGUGACAUUGACAUGAACAUCUUACAAUAUAUAAAAGCGAUAGGCUGAAUAAAAGGUCUCGAAAAAACCCACACAUAUAAUUCUGUAAUAAAAGUAAUUUAGUGCUAAUUAUGGAUCUUUACAGAAUUACAUCCUCUCUUGUCAGUCUUGUAUAUCUCCUCCGAGACAUUUUCAAAAUGUACACUCAUGCUGUUAAAAUGUUGGGGGGGAGGGGUUGUAGUAAAUAGAUGUUCAUAUAUGAAUUAAUUCCUGAAUUGAAACAGCCUAGAUUAUUGUUUGGUAAAGCUACAUUAAUUAUGGGGUUUAUUUGGUGUCAUUUGUCAACAACCAGUUAUUGAAAGGCUAAAUGAAUAUGGAUAAGUUUCAAUUUUGUAGUGGGUAAUUAGGUACAUAUGUAAUUUUUAAUCUAGUGCAAUGGCAACUUCAUAUUAUGGUAUCGUGGAGUGCAUGUUCAUCGAAUAACAACCGAUUUGUAUAUUUUUUGAAUGUUAAAAAAUAAAGUAUAUUGUGACAAGCAA
This is a messenger RNA of Pecten maximus, 5249 nucleotides long. RefSeq lists its product as uncharacterized. The record is from RefSeq and is a predicted model, not a curated record. The transcript has 2 exons. NCBI's taxonomy places the organism in Eukaryota, Metazoa, Mollusca, Bivalvia, Pectinida, Pectinidae. The coding region runs from base 376 to 1974 and encodes 532 amino acids.